Molecule: messenger RNA, 1456 nt
Organism: Orycteropus afer afer
Lineage: Eukaryota; Metazoa; Chordata; Mammalia; Tubulidentata; Orycteropodidae
Source: RefSeq, a predicted model, not a curated record
AAAAAAACCAACAUCCCGGUCCCGGUGCUAGCCCCUUUCCCCAGGCUCUCUCCGCUCGAUUUCGCCACCGUUAUGUGGGAAGCGAAUCCGGAGAUGUUUCACAAAGUAGAAGAAUUCUUACCCAAGGCAACAAACAGUGAGAUGGAUGAGAUGGAUACAUCAGAUACCCAGUGGGGCUGGUUUUACUUGGCGGAAUGUGGGAAGUGGCACAUGUUCCAGAAAUGAAGCAAAUGAAUCUCACCACUGGAAAACAGCGCUUAGUAAAAAGAGCCCCCUUUUCUAUCAGUGCUUUCAGUUAUAUCUGUGAAAACGAGGCUAUUCCCAUGCCACCACACUGGGAAAAUGUGAAUACUGAAGUACCGUAUCAGCUUAUUCCUUUGCACAGUCAAACACAUGAAUAUAAUGAAGUUGCUGAUCUCUUUGGGAAAACAAUGGAUCGCAGCCGAAUUAAAAGAAUUCAGAGAAUUCAAAACCUAGACUUGUGGGAGUUCUUUUGCAGGAAAAAGGCUCAGCUCAAGAAAAAAAGGGGUGUGCCUCAGAUUAAUGAACAAAUGCUGUUUCAUGGUACCAGCAGUGAAUUUGUGGAAGCAAUUUGCAUUCAUAACUUUGAUUGGAGGAUAAAUGGUAUACAUGGUGCUCUUUUUGGAAAAGGAACCUAUUUUGCUAGAGAUGCUGCUUACUCAAGUCGCUUCUGCAAAGAUGACAUAAAGCAUGGAAACACAUUCCAAAUUCAUGGUGUCAGCCUGCAACAGCGACAUCUAUUUAGAACAUAUAAGUCUAUGUUUCUGGCUCGAGUGCUAAUUGGAGAUUAUAUAAAUGGAGACUCCAAAUACAUGCGACCUCCUUCCAAAGACGGGAGCUAUGUGAAUUUAUAUGACAGCUGUGUGGAUGAUACCUGGAAUCCAAAGAUCUUUGUGGUUUUUGAUGCCAAUCAAAUUUAUCCUGAGUACUUAAUUGACUUUCAUUGAUUCCACUGCCAAAUCUCAGUGGUCAAGGGAGUUUUAUUCUUUCUUACAGGAAGAUUUGCUCUCCUGUCAUCUAGCCACUAACUCUUAAUUAUCUGAUAACUUUUGAAACAGAUAUGAAAAGCAGGUGGCCUCCAUAUAAAAAGACAUACUGAAAUUGAUACUGUUUUUUUUUUUGUUAGUGUUUUGUUUUUGUCUGUUACUCACAGUCCUGUUUUUUAAAAAGUAAUACCAUUUUAGCACACAAGGAUGAAAGAUAACAGUCAAAGUUGAAUUGGCUGUGUCUCAAAUAAUGUGGGCAUUCAGAGCCUUUGUUACAUGUGUGUAUGUUAACAGGAUAAAUGUUUUCAGUUUAAAUAGACCUAUUCAUAUGUAUGUUCAAGAAAUAAAAAUAUAGGCAUAAAUGUGUCUGGUUAGAGGAAUUCACUCUUUGUAAGUUGAAUUCCAGCAUUAUUAUCCACCAACCAGCAUGUUGCUUUGUUAGUUUUCUG